Messenger RNA from Plasmodium vivax (malaria parasite P. vivax), 1272 nucleotides. Its product is annotated as heat shock protein, putative. Gene Ontology annotation, molecular function: protein-folding chaperone binding. Bases 1 to 1272 code for a protein of 423 amino acids. The record is from RefSeq and is a predicted model, not a curated record. The transcript is spliced from 4 exons. Gene Ontology annotation, cellular component: cytosol. Lineage: Eukaryota; Apicomplexa; Aconoidasida; Haemosporida; Plasmodiidae.
AUGGCAGCCUCUAUGAAACACUCUAGGAAAGAAAUAAUUAAUGCUGUUCCCUUUUCUGUUAAACUAUUUUUGUUUUCUUUCCUAAUUUGGAUUAUAACCGAUUCUAACCAGGGAAACUCUGUAAAAAAAUGGGGUAAUAAUGAGCACCACAUUUUGAAAAAAAAACCAGACCUCAGAGAUAACAGAUGGUUAGCAGAAAAAGAUAGCCAUGGUGAAUCACCACCUGAGCGGGAUAACUUUCAAAAUUUAGAGGAUUACUAUGCUAUAUUAGGAGUACCCAGAGAUGCUACAGACCUUGAAAUAAAAAAGGCGUACAGAAAGUUAACCAUGAAAUGGCACCCAGAUAGACAUGUAGAUCCAGAGUAUAAAAUAAUUGCAGAAGAAAAAUUCAAAAUUGUGCUUGAAGCAUAUGAAGUUCUAUCAAAUGAAACUAAAAGGCAAAUUUAUGAUAUCUAUGGUAUAGAAGCGGUAAAAGGAAACUUUACAAUUUACGAAGAUGACGAAGAAGAAGAGGUAGAUGAAACUCCUAAAUUUUCCUUUUACAAAACGAAAAUGAAUACCACUGAAAUGUUCAAUAAAUUUAUAGAUCCAGUGAAGAACUUUUCAAUUAAGUCAGCCUUCAAUGAACGAUUUCAACAAGUUUCAGAUUUUAUUAAUAACAUGAGCACCAAGAUUAACGCCUCUUCGACCCCUGGAGGUACGACGAGCGGUACUACGGAUAACACGCCUAAGACAUACGAAGCGCCUCUUCAUGUGACAUUAGAAGACUUAUUCCACGGAUGCCAAAAAAGACUAAAAGUUACGAGAAAAAGAUACAAUGGACCCGUUGCUUAUGACGAAUACAAACUGAUAAUUGUAGAUAUAAAACCAGGAUUAGCUGACGGAACCGAAAUUAUAUUCUAUGGAGAUGGGGAUCAGAUAUCUCCUUGGAAACAACCGGGAAAUUUAAUUUUCAAAAUAAAAACGAAAGAACAUAACAUAUAUCGAAGAGAGGGCAAUAAUCUCAUUUUUAGGUGUGUAUUAACCUUAGAACAAGCGUUAAGUGGCUUCCAAUUUGGGCUCUUAACAUUAGACAAAAGAGAGUUAAUCAUACGAGUAGAUGAUAUUGUUGCUCCAAAUUCUAGAAGAACAAUUCCCAACGAAGGAAUGCCUAUUUUAAAUAAUCCAUCAGCAAGGGGGGAUCUAAUAAUUGAGUUUAUAAUUGUGUUCCCCACCAAUUUGAGCAAGGAAGAAAAGGUUGCCCUGAAAGAUAUUUUAGGUAAUAAAAGAUGA